AUGUUCGCAUAAAUUUUAGCAUGGCUCUGCUAAUUCAUUGAUAAGACUUUUACGCUUAUACGUAAAAGGUUGAGACCGAAAACGAGGUUGGAACUCAGACGUUAUCACUAAAUUCCGAGAUCAAAUUCUUUUUACACAGGGAAAUUGAGAUUAUUGAUAGGGUUGGAAGGGACUCUCGUUUGUACUAGCUAUACCGCAAUUCCAGGAUGGGAUAAAAUCAAUAUCAAGUAUCUUUCAGGACUCACCCAGGAUUUUUACAUUAAACAUAGACCGUAUCUGGAUCAAUUUUUAUUGAGUGUGUCCUAGAUUUAUGAUGUGAGCAUCUAUACGACUCAAAUCUAAGACUUUGCUGUUCCAAUAAUAGAUCGAUUUUGCAUCAAAUUAAAGCAUAAUUUUUACAGAUAAAAGUAAAUUUUAUUUUUCACAUAGUCAUGUGUAUUAUCUCGCAAUAAAAUCACAAAGGAAAUUAAUAUGACAACCUCUAAUCCUCACAAUGUGAUAUUCGUGGAUUCUGAUGAGGAUUAAUGUCUAGCCAAUUCUGAGAAUGCCUAUCCAAUAGCAUUAUACACUGGUUAAGACAAUGAUACAGAAUUGCUGAAAUUGAAGGAUUUCUUAAUACAAGCAGAAGCAUAGAUGAAAGUUCGCAAAGAGCAGGACCCUGGAGUUACGAUUUAGGACAUACUUUAGGAAAUGACAGCUGAAGACUGA
Messenger RNA from Paramecium tetraurelia, 708 nucleotides. RefSeq lists its product as uncharacterized. The transcript has 3 exons. NCBI's taxonomy places the organism in Eukaryota, Ciliophora, Oligohymenophorea, Peniculida, Parameciidae. Gene Ontology annotation, molecular function: phosphoprotein phosphatase activity. The record is from RefSeq and is a predicted model, not a curated record.